Messenger RNA from Closterium sp. NIES-65, 6987 nucleotides. The record is from the annotation of a GenBank genome assembly. NCBI's taxonomy places the organism in Eukaryota, Viridiplantae, Streptophyta, Zygnematophyceae, Desmidiales, Closteriaceae.
AUGGAUAAGCCUCCCGCGUUCAGAGACAACUCCUUGCACCACCGUAGCAAGCGGCCUCGUCAGCAAGACUCUCACGAAUCGAAUUCCACGUCAGGAAGGCGGUAUGUUGUAGCCGUGCACGUGGGAGCGGGUUACCACUCCAAGCGUUACGAGCAGCGGUAUCUGCGCGCCAUGCGCGACGCCCUCGCAGCCGCGGAGCUGGUGUUGCGCGGAGCUGGCGGAACAUCGGCGGAAGGGCAGCGAGGAGAAUGCGCGGGGGCGGGAGAAGCAGGCCGAUUAGACGCGAAGAAUCGUGCAUCUGCGCCGGGUUCGGGUUUGGACCGCUGCUGUUCGUCCACGUGUACGGCUCUAGAUGCUGUCGUGGCAGCCGUUAGAUGUUUAGAGCGUGUGAGGAUGUUGGCGGGGGAAGGAGCGCUGCUGUGGGCUCAGACUCAUGCGCCAUACGCCGUUGCAAGGCACCCACAGGAUCUGGUGACGCCAGCAGCAGAAGGCCAGUGGCGCAAGUACCGGAGAAUCGUGGGGGCUCUGGAGCAGCAUCAGGGGAGAAAGGAGUGCGUGCGUGCGUUCAGGGCAGUAGAGAAAGAAGAGGAUCUGGACGAAGUGCGGACGGAGCAGGGUAGCAUGGGCACGUGGGGGGAAGAUGCCAAGAGGGAGCGCAGGGAUUAUGGGGGAUGGGGAAAAUCAACGAGGGAGGGUGAUGAGGAGGAUGUUGAAGGUAUUGAGGGCAUGGGAGGUGAGGUGGAUUGGACGGGAGGGAGAGAGGAAGAGGGAAAGACAAGGGUUGUGGGAAAGGGAGAGGAGGAAGGAGAAGAGGAGGGAGAGGAGGGAGAGAAAGAGGGAGAGGGAGAGGACGAAGAGGAGGAGGAGCAGGAGGGCCCGUGGGACACAGUGGGGGCGGUGUGUUUUGAGGUGGCAAGCGGAGCAGCAGCAGCCGCGUCUAGUGGGGGAAUAGCUUUCAAGGCGCCUGGCAGGGUGGGGUGUGCAGCAAUGCACGGGGCAGCCUGCUGGGCUGAUGCCUCCAUCAGCACCGCAUCCAACCUACCCAAGUCAUCAGCAGCAGAUCCAGCAUGCUCAGAGGCUGCUCAAGAGAUCAGCGUCAGAGGCGAUUUCCAUGCAGCGGCAGUGGAAACUGAGUCAGAGCAUGAUCAGAAGCAGCAGCAGCACCAGCCGCAGAUGCUUGCUGUGGCUGCCAGUGUGUCCGGGGCCGGUGAGCCAAUCGUGGAGUGCCAGCUCGCACGGUGCGUGUGCGAGGCGGCCAUGGAAGGUGGUGAGUCUGACCCUGCAGCGAUGGGGAUUGCCAGGUUCAAUGCUCAUGUGGCAGCUCUGUCAGCAGCAGCAUUAGAUGAUCAGCAGCAGCGGGGGGAAACAGAGAGGAAGAGGCAGUGGCCCGUUGCUUCCGAUGUUGGUCUGCUGCUGCUCUCUGCUUACCCGCAGCAUAAGUCACCGUCAGGCGCGCUACUUGAUCCCUCCUCGUCCGCUUACUCCGCCGGUCGCUCGUUUCCGAAGUCAUCCUCGUUAUUAGACGACCCCGCUAAGUUUGAGGCGUAUGAGCAGCUCAACCUACACCAGGCGCGUUCUUCGAGGCAUCCGAGCGUUAAGGCUGGCCGCUCUUCCUCCUCUGCUUCCUCUCGCGGGAAGCUGAGUGUGCGGUGGGCUUUGGAGGAGGGAGAGGAGGGGCAUGAGGGAGUGGGGAGGAGGAAGAGUAGUGUGGCUCGGGUGGAGGAAGUGGAUGGGGAGGAGAUGGGUGAGGGGGAUGGGCUGAUAGGCGGAGAGGGGGGUGAGGGGAGAGAAGAGGAAGGAGGGGUUGAGGGGGACGGAGAGGGAGGGGGAGGGAGGAGGCGGAAUGGGAAGCUUUUUCGGAUGUUGAGUGCAGAUUUUUGCGUUGGAGGGGAGAAUGGGGGUAGGAGUGGGGCGUAUGGGGGAAGGGGUAUGGAUGAGGGGAGCAGGAAUUGGGGGAGAGGGGGGAGAAGUAUUGGAGGAAGGGGGGGAUGGGGAGGGUCAAUGGGUUGGUGGCGGGGUUGGGGAAGAGAUGCAGCAGAGGGAGGGGAUGUGAGUGAUUGGGGGGAAGGAGGGUCAGGAGGAAGCGGAGGACGAGGGGGAGGAGGAGGAGGCGGAGGAGAGGGAGGAGGAGUGGGAAGCAACAUGAAGGGGAUAGUAGGAGAGGGAGUGGCUCUUUUAGAUGAUGAGGAGGUGGAGAGGAUGGAUGACGAGGUGAUUCAAGCCUUGUUCGAGCGAGUGGUGGAGGCACAGACGCAGCUGCACAAUUAUAAGAACCUCGUCGCCUUUUCACUCUUCACCGCGCUCUACCUCCUCAUGCUCUGUCUUCAGGACUACUCAGGGGACUCAAGCUACUCCUUUGCCAGCAGCAGCGACUUCUACACCUGGCUUAACAACAGCAUCAUUCAGGUGAAACUGGACAACGUGCUGCUGGUGGACAAGCUCACACUCAACCUCAUAAGCCAAUCGCAGUUGGACAGUGGUGGGUGCAAGACUUUCAGUGACAAGGGCAGCAUAUGGGUGUUCGGUUCGGAUUGGAAGGUGAUAGCGGAAGGAUCACGCAAGCAAGGGCUGUACGAGAUGAAGCUGCACGAAAAACAGAGUGGGGAGAAGCCCACGUACAUGGCUGAACCGGAAGGGGGCAAGGUGGCACGAGAUGAGCUACGCACCAAGUUGAAAAAAGUUCCGAUCAAGGAGCUGCAGCAGCAGGCGCUUCCUAUGGCUGCAGCAGUGAGCACGGUGGACGUCAACCUGCUGCACAGGAGGAUGGGGCACGCUGGUCACACUCGAAUCAAGCAGCUGGUCAAGAAGAAUAUGGCAGCAGGAGUGAAGGGAUUAGCGGCGGACGUUACCCCUCACGAGGCGUUCUACAAGAGGAAGCCGAAUCUGGAGUUCUUACGUGUUUGGGGCUGCAUGACGCAAUACGGAGAGGCGGCGGGACCCGAUCACAAGCUUCUCCCUCGGACCAAGUGGGGAAUUCACUUGGGAAUCUGCCCGGAGAGCAAAGGGUGGGUGAUACGCGAUGUGGAGACUGGAAAAGUCACGGCGACUAGAGAUGUUACCUUCUACGAGCAGGACACCUACUUGGAGUGGAAGGGACGGAAACAAGGAGCUGUUGCAAAGAAAGCGGCAGCAGCACCAACUCCAGUGGAGGAGAUGAUAGAUGGGAGUGAGAAGGAGGGGAUAGGGGCAGCCAAUGGAAGCGGUGACAAUGACGACUACGAAGACCACACUACACCGGGUUUCGACUGGGUGUGGGAGGUCCAGGAGCUGUCCUCACCUUCAACUGCCGUGGAAGAGGGUGAAGAAGAAAAUGAUAAGGAAGAAGAAGCGGGUGACAGCGCAACGAAUGAAGCCGGUGAGGAAGAAGCUGAGAUUUCGGAUGUGGAAGAGAGUGUGGCUGAAUCUGCCAGCACGGGGUACUCCGACCCAUGGCGCAUCAUUGACACGGGGGACAAUGAAAAGGCGGCAGCAGAGAUUGAAGACCUACUUGUAGACGGAGCGAUCAUCAUCGGAAGAGAGAUUGAAGGAGAUUCCGUGCAACAAGGAACGGAUGAUAAUGCAGCAGCAGAGAAAGGUGGAGCUGAAAAUGAGAAUGAGAAGAUGGGCAAAGGGAAACGGGUCAAGAAACCCAACCUCAACAGCCUUGCGGACAAGGAGGUCGAUGUGGGAGCAGAAAUUGAGGCAUGGGGCAACAGGGAGAGAGCGCUCAAAGCUUACCAAUCCAUGGUAGGCUCAGUCAUGUACCCGGUGUCAUGCACACGGGUUGAUGUGGCCUAUGCUGCAAGCUUUCUUGGACAGAGGGUGUUGCAGCCCGAGGGACGCAAGUGGAAGGAAAUUGAGCGGACCAUCACUUACCUCUUGCAGGGGGAUGAUGAGGGGCUGCUGUUUGAAGGGGGAGAGGAGAGUCUAGAGCUAGUGGGGUACGCUGACGCCUCACACGGAUCAGACAAGAAGGAUGGGAGGGGAGCCUAUGGCUAUAGUGAGUGUGUGGGAAAGCGUGAGCGGGCGUGUGGGGGUGGGAAGGUGGUGACGGUGGCUCUGCGGUGCCACUUUGCAUUGAGGGAGGCCAUGAGUGAGUGUGUGGGAAAGCGUGAGCGGGCGUGUGGGGGUGGGAAGGUGGUGACGGUGGCUCUGCGGUGCCACUUUGCAUUGAGGGAGGCCAUGUGUGGCGAUGGUGUGGUGACGGUGGCGCUGCGGUGCCACUUUGCAUUGAGGGAGGCCAUUCAGAGCAGCUCCUGGAACCUCUGCUCCACUGCCAUCCGAGACGUGUGCUGGUUCCAGGACCCCCAGCUAUUCACAGAGUUCACGGGCUGGUACACGGUCACAGUGCGCCUGCCAGACAACGACUGGUACGUUGCUGGUGAAUGGGAGAGAGUACGUGCUAAGAUACACACCCUCUCCCCUCCCUCACACCCGUUCAGGUUCCAGGACCCCCAGCUAUUUAUCGAGCUGAAAGGCUGGCACACGGUCACAGUGCGCCUGCCAGACAACGACUGGUUCGUCUCCCUCACUGCUCCCACCGGGGGCGUGGGCGUCUAUGUCUAUGAGUCCCUAGGGAAGAAGACCACAGGCGCUUCAGAACCUGGCACAGACUCCUCCUCUGGUGUUUACAGCUCAGGCUCAGCUGCUGAAGGCUCGGUGAUGAUAUCAGCACCGCCGCCACUGCCACCGCCGCCACCCCCUGUUUUUACCACCCCUGCCCCAGCCCCCUUCCGACUGCCCUCCUCGCGUGUCUCCCCCUCCGCCUCUCCUCCACCCGCCUCGCCCACCGCUUCGACUUUUGAGUCGACUCAAAAGUCAACUCCUCCACCCGCCUCGCCCACCGCGUCGCCUUUUGAGUCGACUCAAAAGUCAACUCCUCCACCCGCCUCGCCCACCGCUUCGCCUUUUGAGUCGACUCAAAAGUCAACUCCUCCACCCGCCUCGCCCACCGCUUCGCCGUCCACAAAGGAGUAUCUGCGGCCUUCCAACGGCACGGGGGCGAAUGUGCUGCUGGCGAGCGUGGAUGGGUGUGUGGAGGACGGCGAGAGCGGUCUGCAGCGGUGCAGACAGGUACGGUGUGGUGGUGAGGUGUUGGACGCGGUGCAUGUGCAAGCAGGGGUUUGCAGCGGUGCAGACAGACCUGUGCCAUAUGGGCUAUCUGUCUCCCGCAACUGGGUUCAUACUUUCAACUGCAGUCCUGUUCCUACCGUCCCUCCUGCCCCUCACCUCCUUGCCUUGCCCAUACCCUCCUCCGGUGUCCCCCUUCUUUCCCUCCCCAUACAACGCUUGCAGCUGGUAUGUACUCUGAGGCAAGUUCUUCCCAUGCUCUCCUUCAGUCCAGCCGACAGCUCUUCCCCUCUCCACCGACCUCCUCAUUCCUCCCAGCCACCGAAGCUGCCUCCUUGCACCUCACCCACCCUUCCAUCCCCUCAUCCUCACCCAUUCUCCCCCCCACCCCCUCCAGCCACCUCCUCCCAGCCAAUCGCAGAAGCCCAGCGGCUCGUGUGGGAGAGCCUUGGGACGACAGACGGAGAGCGAAUCAGGGUGUGCCAGGUGGCGGUGGCACGGGCGCUUCCCUCCCGGCGCUUCUCUGCCGCCCAGCAGGCUCUUUUCGUCCGCAUCCUCGUCAUGGCGCUGCAGUCAGUCGUGCAGAAGAUGCCGAGCGGUGCCGUCCAGGCUGCCACCCACUUGCUGCACAUCUUCAACGACGCAGUGGUCUCGCCAGACGCCUCGCCGUGCCCCCAAGGUGCAUCUCUCUUUCUGUUGCUCUCAAGUGCCCCUAUGGUCUUCCCAGGGCGCAAGCGUUUCGAAGAGCCUUGCGCGUCCCAAGUGGGUGCUUUUGUAAUAACUCAAGAGCUUCCUCCUCUCCCUACAAUCCUUCUCUCCUCCCUCCCCGGGUCCCCCUCCUCUCCCCCAGCGGAUUUCAUGGUUCUAUGGGACUCUGCGUCCUUCACCCGCCGCGCCAUAUCAGACGGGCAGCGGGUCACGUGGGUGUGGAACGACGACGACUACCACGAGCUCUCAGGUGUGGCGAGCAAGGGUAGGGAGGAGAGGGAGACGGGAGAGGUAUGGAACGGCGACGACUACCACGAGCUCUCAGGCUCUCCCGACGACUCAUCACCGCCCCAGUUCGCAUACACCAAGGUGUUUGGCACGGCUCGAGACAUAGCUGUGAAGGACUCGCCUCAGUCACUCGCAUUCACCCUCAUCCGCGCCAGGAAUGAUUCAGGCACGGCUCGAAACAUGAAACCCCGCGACUCUCUCCCCCCCUAUGUGCUCCUCCUCGCCUCCCUCUGUGCGCCUGCCUGCCGUCUCGCCAUGCUGGCCAACGGUCGCUGCGACCAGCAACCCCGCGACUCUCUCCCCCCCUACGCGCUCCUCCUCGCCUCUCUCUGUGCGCCGGACUGCCGUCUCUCCAUGCUCGCCAACGGCCGCUGCGACCAGCCCUGCAACGUGGCUCUCUGUGACUUCGACGGGGGGGACUGCGCUUGCGGCGGCGCUGGCAGCGGGAGUAUUGGAAGCAGCGUGAGCAGCGGCAGUGAUGCUGCUGGUGCUGGUGGUGGGAGUGGGAGAGGAGGCAGCGGCAGUGGCAGCAGUGGCGGUGGUGCGAGUGCGGGUGGGAGUGUGGGAGGAGGAGUGGGUGUGCAGUGGUGCACAUGUCCUGUGUUGCAGAUACGGGGCGAUGAUGGAGCGUGCUGUGAAGCAGCAGGAGCAGGCACGGGCAUCAAGGUCCCCUUCAGUCUGCAACGAUUUGGCCCCACAGUGCAUCCCCUCCUCUCCACUCUCGGCAGCACCGCUACUGCUCUGCCUCGUGUUGUGUCCCAAUACAACAGCCCCCCCCAUGUGUCCCUCCUGCACCUCCUUCCUAGCCCCUCCCCUCGCCUCAGUGUGCUGAUGGGUUUCACUAUCGUGCAAUACCUCUGGCACUCCUCACGCUCUGAUUUGAAGCCAACCAAAGAAGCAGAGUGUGAUGUGAUGCUUGCUGUGAGCCAACCAGAACCAUAG